UUCAGGUGCAAAGUGUGUCUUAUUGGGAGUGACACGGCCUGGUAGAAAUAAUUGGACAGGCAAAACCAAAGCAAUGAUCCUAAAGAACCAGUUCUCAACAUCUUACAGAGGUUGCUUUGCUACAGAUCAGUGCACGACAACGCGGCUUACUGUGACAUUGCAGCAGUCAGCAGAUGCAGAGCAACACCAGUCAUCAGCGCAUCAUCACGAAAUUCACUUGCUAUACUCUUGCUUACUGUGCGUUCCAUUCAGGUCCGGAAAGCGCAGCCACCAUUGGCCAUCGCCGGCCAUGGCGCCGCUCGCGUCCCCACGUCCACCCUCCUCCUGCUCCUAUUCUCCUUCUUCCUCGCAGCGCCAGGCGUCGCCGCGGACUCCGACGUCGACGGCUGGUACGUCGGUGAGACCGGGUCUCUUCACGGUCCUCGGCUGCGGCAGCCCCUCUGAAGACUCCGCGCGGCCUUCGUCCAAGAAUGCGAGCGCCGACCUCAGCGAGCUUCUCGCCGCGAUCCCCGCCGUGGCCGCGCCCCGAGGGCUCCGGCGCGCUGUCCCCGGCGGCGCCUCCGUCCGCGGCGUCUGCGUCAGCGAGGAGACGGAUGCGGAUAGGAGGUAAAUCUUGGCAGGGGAUCGCCGGGAUGGAUGGCAACGGGGCAAGCGGAGGUCGCCGGCGACGAGCCCACGGCUCUGGCGGCACCCCUGAAACAUUUACAAAAUACCCCCUAGUUUGGAUCGUGAUUAAUAUUCGCGAUCCAAAUGAGGGGUCUUUGUGUAAAUACUGGAUUGUAUAAUUAAUACUGCCC
Messenger RNA from Panicum hallii, 797 nucleotides. RefSeq lists its product as uncharacterized. The transcript is spliced from 2 exons. NCBI's taxonomy places the organism in Eukaryota, Viridiplantae, Streptophyta, Magnoliopsida, Poales, Poaceae. The record is from RefSeq and is a predicted model, not a curated record. Bases 74 to 610 code for a protein of 178 amino acids.